This is a messenger RNA of Sitodiplosis mosellana (orange wheat blossom midge), 1509 nucleotides long. It is a transcript of the gene ppk28, whose product is annotated as pickpocket protein 28. The transcript is spliced from 13 exons. Bases 1 to 1509 code for a protein of 502 amino acids. Gene Ontology annotation, biological process: sodium ion transmembrane transport. The record is from RefSeq and is a predicted model, not a curated record. Gene Ontology annotation, cellular component: membrane. Gene Ontology annotation, molecular function: ligand-gated sodium channel activity. NCBI's taxonomy places the organism in Eukaryota, Metazoa, Arthropoda, Insecta, Diptera, Cecidomyiidae.
AUGUUUGCGCAAUACACAACUGUAAAUUUUCAUCAAUAUCUACUAAACACAACGCUGCAUGGACUCAAAUAUGUUGGAGACCGAACAAUAACUCGAUUUGAACGGAUCUUCUUUACUUUAAUGUUUUUGCUCGUUGUCAUUCUGUCAGUGGUUUUUAUAACAAAUGUUUAUAGAAAAUGGGAUGAAUCGCCAAUAAUUAUCACGCUCAACUCUGAAACAACAUCCAUUACGCAGAUCCCGUUCCCAGCCGUGACUAUUUGUAAUAUGAACCAAGUGCGGUUGAGCGCUAUUCGAGACAUUCCCAAGGAUAGUAACGAAUUUGCUACGGUUAAAUCAUUGUGUCGAAUAGGAAGGGAUCAACUGAUGAAUGAAACGUUCUCAAAAGGAAGUUGGGCACUUUACCGGAAUAUUAUCAAAAAGGUUUCACCAAGGUGCGAAGAUAUGCUGCUUUAUUGUGCAUUUGGGGGAGUUGAGCAUGAAUGUUCCCGGAUAUUUCUGACUAUCCUCACCGAUGAUGGAUUGUGCUGUGUUUUCAAUUCACAAAAGAAAAACUAUCUCAUGAGAGAAUCGAUUAGAAAAAACGGAUUUGUCUUUGAUGGCAGCGAAUAUGACGUGUUACCGAAUUAUGACUAUGUCGACGAUACACCAAUUUGGACAGCCGAAAAAGGUUAUGAAUUGGAGGAGAUGAAAGAGCUACCGCGUCCGGGCAUCGGCUCAGGAAAUGAACUUGGUCUUUCUUUAAGCCUUAAUGCGGAUAUCGACGAUUAUUAUUGCACCGCAACAAGGAGUUAUGGCUUCAAAAUAUUAUUAUCAUCACCAAAUGACCUAACCAAAGUGUCCGACUACGGUUUUGCCAUUCCAACGAACUAUGAAACACGAAUCGCAGUCAAACCAAAACAGUUUACAGCGUCGCCAGCCAUUCGGAACAUAGCGCAAAACAUCAGACAGUGCGUGUUUGAAAGUGAAAGCAAUCUAACGCUGUAUAAAUACUAUUCCGACAGGAGUUGUGAAGGUGAAUGUGAAUCGAAGCUUUUGUACAAACAUUGCGGCUGCAUUAUGUAUUAUCAACCUGUACAUCAGCCAAACAUCUCGAUUUGUGGCACCGCUGAUAUGAAAUGCAUGGAAAAAGUCGAUUCGAAUAUCCGGAGACAAAGUGCGGGAUACAAAUGCACACACUGUUUACCUGGCUGCUUUGCAUUAAAUUAUGACUCAACUUAUUCUACCGCAAGGAUAUUUCAUCAAACACCAUUCUUACGUGCGAAAAAAAUCGAUCCAGCAGAUAUUGCCAUUGUUUACAUCUAUUACCCUCAAACGAUGUUUCGAACGCAGAAAAUGGAUGAACUCGUGAGCUUUACGGAUUUUUUAUCCAAUAUAGGUGGACUUCUUGGUUUAUUUAUGGGCUUCAGCGUGAUUUCGUUUAUUGAAAUGUUCUAUUUCAUCUCGAUUCGCCCCUACUUGCAAACAAACUACAAUUUUGACGACAAUCAUCAUCAGCGUUAUUUGGAUUGA